CCUAGAGGCUCCACGAGGCCCCACAGGAGCCUUCGGUAGCCAGUUUGGCUCAAGUCGAGUCUGCCCGACCAGUUCCAGCAGGGACCGCGCUGAUUACAUCACAGCAUCAAGCUGAUUUUCGACACUGAGAUGAGAAAGUUAUUUGUUUACGGUGUUCCUGUACUCGGACCGUUGCUCGGGACAGACAAGGUGCCGAGUUUCGAAGAUGUCGACAAGCUCAUGAUGGCGCUGGCAUUGGUACAAGGGCUUUUGCUAUCCUGUCUCGCUGGGACUUUUCAGUCAGUAUUGACAUGCUCCGACGAUGCCGAAGAGCCUGACGAGCAGCAGCACCAGAAAGUUUUGGCAAUAAAUUCUAUGGUUUGGUCUUUUGAUUGCUUGUGCUUGGCCAUCCUUUUCACAGUUAUCACAUACGCCUACAUUGUGUAUUUAAUCGACUCACCAGACGGUGACACUGUAGACGUGAAACGGAUGGAAGUGUUCUGGACAGCCGGGGGGAGAUUUGUUAUGGCAGGGAUUGUAGUGUUCACGGUCACCGGGGCUUCAUUAUAUUCGUGGGGGGUCAACCGGGCACUUGCGUGCAUGUAUGGUGACCUACACGGUGGCCAGUGGGGCAUGGUUGGCUUCCUCCCAGGCAACCUUGCGAUGCCGUCGGUUGCAUGCUUUGGUACGAUGUUGAUUCACGUAUCCUUUAGGAAGAUGUUGAUGGAACAUCUGGAUGACCUGCCUGGAGGGGCAGCCGGUGAAGAGGUAAGCCUUACCAGUGGCAGGACCCGCUAGUUUGCCUCCUGCUGUUCCUCCUCGAGCCAACUGUCGGGGAGCGCGUUGGCCGCGCCACCAGGUCGUCAGCGCGCGCCCCGCGGGCUCGGAGGAGCAAGGCUUUGUGGUGCACAGUACCGCGAGGGCCGAUCCUAAUUAGUCUCAGGCUGUUUUUCUCCAGAUUUUCACGUGCGGGCUCCUUGAUACGUGCUUCAUGCCGAUUUCACAAGCAGCGUCUCCAUGCUCGCUGUUUCUUUGGCGAGGGUGACAAGAGGAGAGAAGACGACACGCAGGAGCAGGAGUAGGAGGGCUCACUUCCUGCUUUCUGUCCUCCGCUGAAGCAUGGCCUGCUGGCGAGUGGCGCGUCGGCCGCUGUUCGUCCCUCCGACAUGCAAGCCGCAAGUCGGAGGCAAAGACGUAGCAAAUCAUGUGAUGUUUCGCGGAGAGUGAAAAAUCGCCCGACCCGAAUAUGGACGAGGAGAAG
This is a messenger RNA of Prorocentrum cordatum, 1240 nucleotides long. The record is from the annotation of a GenBank genome assembly. NCBI's taxonomy places the organism in Eukaryota, Dinophyceae, Prorocentrales, Prorocentraceae.